AUGACGUUCGACCACUUCUUUGUUGCAGGCCUCGAGAAAGACGACGGAGAUGUUUGGGGCGACGACGAAACAGAAUGGCGAAACUCACUCACUCGCUACGGCAUCAACAGCGACACGCAAGAUGCCAUUAUGGACCCCGAAUUCAAACACCUUCGCUUGGCUCAGUCUGCACGGUUCUGGGCUAAAGACACCGUCGAGAUGCGCUACGCCUGGUUGCAAAGAUGUGCAAACAAUUCCACGGCACCUCCGCCCCUACAAUCGUCAACAGCGAAUAACGAUGGCCAGGCACCCAACAACAUUCUGCCUGAAGGUAGUCGUGGGCCUCCGUACAAACUGAAACUGUACAAAGCUGCAGACUUGGGUCGUGCCCAUCGGCUCUUCGACGAGAACGGAGCGUUUGAGUGUAUCGCGGAUCUUCGAAGUCCUGCUCCUUCAGACUUCUCUGGACAUUCAUCAGCAUUCUACUUCAGCCCCGAUAUCGAGGUCGCCCAACUCGAAGGCGCUUACGCGAAGCGCAGGGCGAGUCGCUCAUCAAUCGCGCUCAUACAGAUAACGAUACCAGUCGAUGAGAUUGACAAGCUGCCAGACGAAGAGGUUCUCUCUGGCCUGCACUGGACGGACCUCCUGUGGAAACAACUAGUCUGGUCAUCUCGAAGAGGAGAGAUUCUAUCGGGCGACCUCCGCGAAUAUCGCGGAGUUACUAUCAUCGUUGGUACUAAGGCUCGAUUGCCGAACGCAGUUUACAGUAAGACGGAAUCUCCAACAGAUAUCAAGAAGGAUCGUGUCUACAUGGUCACCGAAAAGUUUGAGUCUCCGUCGGCAAUUCAGUGGAUGUUUUCAGCUGAGGGUGAGGGUUUCUUGAGAGAUCACGGCUGCUUCAAAGUCGUUAGCUAUUUCUAA
This is a messenger RNA of Colletotrichum siamense, 900 nucleotides long. RefSeq lists its product as uncharacterized. The record is from RefSeq and is a predicted model, not a curated record. The transcript has a single exon. Lineage: Eukaryota; Fungi; Ascomycota; Sordariomycetes; Glomerellales; Glomerellaceae. The coding region runs from base 1 to 900 and encodes 299 amino acids.